AUGUCUCAUUUUGUAGAACCAUUGGGAGGAAAAAAGUGUGAAAAAGUUGCUUCAAAACCCCAUGAUGUUGGCACUUCAGCAAUGGCUGGUGCCUCAACAUCAGAUAUGUCGAUUUUUAGUAAUGAUGUUGUUUCAAAACCCCAUGAUGUUGGCACUUCAGCAAUGGCUGCAAUGGCUGGUACCUCGACAUCAGAUAUGUUGAUUUCUAAUGAUGAUGUUAUUCUCACGGAAGAAGACUUUAAUCCUAUGUGGAUCAAGUCUGUAGAGCAAGAAAUACGUGAAGAGUUUUAUGAAAAACGAAUCAGAGAAUCAAGUAAUUUUAUUGAGUUUCUAAUCAAGCAGCGCAAUGAAAUUUGGAUGCAACAUCAAGAAUUGAAAAAGAAUAUAGAUUCACAACAUAAUAAGGAUUUACUGCAAAUUACAUUGCUAAAAGAAGAAUUACAACAAAUGCGUUACGAGAAUGACAUACUAAAAGCUGAAAAAAGAUUACUGAACCAUAAAAUCUAUACAUUAGAAAAAAAUUUUAAAUGA
Messenger RNA from Racocetra persica, 531 nucleotides. The record is from the annotation of a GenBank genome assembly. NCBI's taxonomy places the organism in Eukaryota, Fungi, Glomeromycota, Glomeromycetes, Diversisporales, Gigasporaceae.